GGGGGCGGGGCGGGGCUCUGAGGGGCACGGUUCAGGGCCCGGCCGCCGGGGCUCCAGGGUCCCGGGAACCUGGAUAAGUAGGAACGGCUGCCGCGGCGCCGGGGGGUGCGGGGUGGAGCGUGCCCUGUAUUUUCUAUACGGGUUCCGGGGCCCGGUAGAGGCGCGCCGCGAGGAGAGGAAAGUGCGGCGGCCCUGGAACCUGGAUAUCGCGCGAGGCAAGCUGCGCGCGGGCGGGCGGGCUAUGGCGCAGGCGGGUUGCGGGGCCGGCGCUGGUGGCGGGGCCCGGUGCAUGGCGGUCUGUCGGCGGAGUCGCCCUCGGGGGCUGUCAGACUUGUGACCCAGAAGGAAAUCUCUGACCUUAGCCGUGGCUGUUGGUGCUGGCCAGAAGCCAACUUCAUGUCUGAGUGUACGAGUAGCAGUUUGCCAUGGAGAGCUUGGGGCUGCAAACGGUGACCCUCAGUGAUGGGACGACAGCCUAUAUCCAGCAAGCUGUCAAAGGAGAGAAGCUGCUUGAAGGGCAAGUGAUCCAGCUCGAGGACGGGACCACCGCAUACAUUCACCAAGUGACGGUGCAGAAAGAACCUCUCUCCUUUGAGGAUGGACAACCUGUACAGCUGGAAGAUGGCAGCAUGGCCUACAUACACCGCACACCCAAAGAGGGCUAUGACCCCAGUGCCCUGGAAGCCGUCCAGCUGGAAGACGGAUCCACCGCCUACAUUCACCACCCCGUGGCUGUGCCACCAGACAGCGCCAUCCUGGCCGUGCAGACGGAGGUGGGCUUGGAGGACCUGGCCGCGGAGGAUGACGAGGGCUUCAGCGCAGACACAGUGGUGGCCCUGGAGCAGUAUGCCAGCAAGGUCCUGCAUGACAGCCAGACUCCCCAUAACGGCAAAGGACAGCAGGUUGGGGACAGAGCAUUCCGCUGUGGCUACAAAGGCUGUGGGCGUCUCUAUACCACUGCUCAUCACUUAAAGGUGCAUGAAAGAGCUCAUACGGGUGAUCGUCCAUACAGGUGUGAUUUCCCUAGCUGCGGAAAGGCCUUUGCCACAGGGUAUGGGCUGAAGAGCCACGUGCGCACCCACACCGGUGAAAAGCCGUAUAAGUGCCCAGAGGAGCUGUGCAGCAAGGCCUUCAAGACCUCAGGUGACCUGCAGAAGCACGUCCGGACCCACACCGGUGAACGCCCAUUCCGGUGCCCCUUCGAGGGCUGCGGCCGCUCCUUCACCACAUCAAAUAUCCGCAAGGUACACGUGCGCACCCACACAGGCGAGCGGCCCUACACCUGCCCCGAGCCCCACUGUGGCCGCGGCUUCACCAGCGCCACCAACUACAAGAACCACGUGCGCAUCCACACAGGGGAGAAGCCAUACGUUUGCACGGUCCCAGGCUGCGGGAAGCGCUUCACCGAGUACUCGAGCCUGUACAAGCACCACGUGGUGCACACGCACUGCAAGCCGUACACCUGCAGCGCGUGCGGCAAGACCUACCGACAGACCUCCACGCUGGCCAUGCACAAGCGCAGCGCCCAUGGCGAGCUGGAGGCCACGGAGGAGAGCGAGCAGGCCCUGUACGAGCAGCAGCAGCUCGACGCCGCCUGCGCAGCCGAGGAGAGCCCGCCACCCAAACGCCCCCGCGUUGCCUACCUCUCGGAGGUGAAGGAAGAGGGCAGUGACAUCCCAGCCCAAGUGGCCAUGGUGACCGAGGAGGAUGGGGCCCCCCAGGUGGCUCUGAUCACUCAGGAUGGUGCCCAGCAGGUCAGCCUGUCCCCGGAAGACCUGCAGGCCCUGGGGAGUGCCAUCAGCAUGGUGACCCAGCACAGCAGCACCACCCUCACCAUACCCAGUGAGGACGAUGACCUGGCCACGUCUGGCACACAUACGGUCACCAUGGUCAGCGCUGAUGGCACCCAGACGCAGCCCGUUACGAUCAUUACCUCUGGGGCUGUGGUGGCUGACGACUCAAGUGUAGCAUCCCUUCAUCACCAACAGGUGGCACUGUUGGCCACAGCCAACGGAACACACAUCGCGGUGCAGCUGGAGGACCAGCAGACCUUAGAGGAGGCCAUCAGCGUGGCCACUGCUGCCAUGCAGCAAGGGGCCGUGACCCUGGAGUCCACAGAGUCAGAGAGUGGCUGCUGAGUCCCCAGGGGCUGGAUUCCACACCGUGUCAGAGGAGGGGCCAUGCCACACAGGCAUCCCUGCCUCCCAGGGCCCGGGCUGCGGCCGACACUUGGAAGGUGGCCACAGAGGUCUCCAGGGAGAGACGGCAGCAGGAAAACAGCCUCACUGAAGGGGAUGACGGGGCCCUGCCCCAGAGGAGGGCUGCGCAGCUGGAAUCGGAGGAGUGCAUCAUCCAUAGGAGCUGAAGAGGAAAAGCGGGUCACCAGGCUGCCCUGGGGCAUCCCCUCCUCAGAAUCAGCUGGGUGCCCACUCUCCUCCCUCCAGAGAACACCCUUCCUACCCUCGGUCCACCCCCCUUCUCAGGUGGCAAUUGGGACUGCUGUGGGGACUGGUCCUCUGUUCUGACUGGUCAUUGCCCACCAGGGGAAGGGGCCGACAGCUCUUCAGCCCAGUAGGAGCAGAGCAGGCCCAGCCCUGCUUCUCCCAGCAAUAACCACCUCCCUGGAAGCCUGCCAAGGUGCCUGGCCACUUGGCAGCAGGGUUUCCUGCCACCAUAGAACCGCUCAGGGGCCUGUGGCUGGAGAAAAGGUGCCCAGCCCCACCCACCCCAGCCACCCCCUCUCCUCUCUGUGGCAGAGAGGCAGGGAGCGGCCUUGUACAUACUGGGGAUUGGGUUUAAUUUGUUUUGGUUUGUUUUUUUAAAUUCCGUUUUGAUAAUUUUUUUCCUGCUCUGGUUGGUGGUGGCAAAUGGGUGAAUGAGUAUUUAAUAAAAGUUCCAAGUUUCCA
This is a messenger RNA of Ailuropoda melanoleuca (giant panda), 2906 nucleotides long. It is a transcript of the gene ZNF76, whose product is annotated as zinc finger protein 76. Gene Ontology annotation, molecular function: RNA polymerase II cis-regulatory region sequence-specific DNA binding; DNA-binding transcription factor activity, RNA polymerase II-specific. Lineage: Eukaryota; Metazoa; Chordata; Mammalia; Carnivora; Ursidae. Gene Ontology annotation, cellular component: nucleus. The coding region runs from base 426 to 2138 and encodes 570 amino acids. The transcript is spliced from 15 exons. Gene Ontology annotation, biological process: regulation of transcription by RNA polymerase II. The record is from RefSeq and is a predicted model, not a curated record.